Centrocercus urophasianus (Greater sage-grouse) is the source of this 2352-nucleotide messenger RNA. RefSeq names its product tubulin tyrosine ligase (gene TTL). The transcript has 7 exons. Lineage: Eukaryota; Metazoa; Chordata; Aves; Galliformes; Phasianidae. The record is from RefSeq and is a predicted model, not a curated record. The coding region runs from base 67 to 1140 and encodes 357 amino acids. Gene Ontology annotation, biological process: protein modification process.
CUGCGGCGGGGCCCCAUGGGCCUGGGGCACCCGUCGGGCCCCCGGGGGUAGGUUCGCCCCGCCGCCAUGUACACCUUCGUGGUGCGGGACGAGAACAGCAGCGUCUACGCGGAGGUCUCCCGGCUCCUCUUGGCCACCGGGCAGUGGAAGCGCCUGAGGAAGGACAACCCCCGCUUCAACCUGAUGCUGGGCGAGAGGAACCGGCUCCCCUUCGGCAGGCUGGGCCACGAACCUGGACUUGUGCAGUUGGUGAAUUAUUACAGGGGAGCAGACAAGCUGUGCCGCAAAGCAUCCCUGGUGAAGCUAAUCAAGACAAGCCCUGAGCUAUCAGAGUCUUGCACGUGGUUUCCCGAGUCAUAUGUGAUUUACCCAACUAACUUGAAGACCCCCGUGGCUCCGGCGCAGAAUGGAAUUCACCAUCUUAUAAACAACACGAGGACAGAUGAGAGGGAGGUCUUCUUGGCAGCUUACAACAGGCGUCAGGAAGGCAGAGAAGGCAAUGUGUGGAUUGCCAAGUCCUCAGCUGGUGCCAAAGGGGAAGGGAUCCUGAUUUCUUCAGAGGCUUCAGAGCUCCUGGAUUUCAUUGAUGAGCAGGGACAAGUGCACGUGAUUCAGAAAUACCUGGAGAAGCCUCUUCUUUUGGAGCCAGGGCAUCGCAAAUUUGAUAUCAGGAGCUGGGUUCUCGUAGAUCAUCUAUAUAAUAUCUACCUCUACAGAGAGGGUGUCCUGCGGACCUCUUCCGAACCAUAUAACAGUGCUAAUUUCCAGGACAAAACCUGCCACCUGACCAAUCACUGCAUUCAGAAGGAAUAUUCCAAAAAUUAUGGGCGGUAUGAGGAAGGGAAUGAAAUGUUCUUUGAAGAGUUCAACCAGUAUCUGAUGGAUGCCCUGAACACAACGCUGGAGAAUAGCAUCUUACUGCAAAUCAAACACAUAAUAAGAAGCUGCCUUAUGUGUAUAGAGCCUGCAAUCAGCACAAAGCAUCUUCACUACCAGAGCUUCCAGCUCUUUGGCUUUGACUUUAUGGUUGAUGAGGAGUUGAAAGUCUGGCUCAUAGAAGUCAAUGGGGCUCCAGCUUGUGCCCAUGUACAGAUCCGUGCUGGUGGAGUGACAUAUGCCAGGAAAGCAGCCGGGGCGUAGGAAGAUGGAGUGUCCUUCAAGGAAGCAGCGGACAGCCAGGAGACUCAGGAACAUCUGCCCAACUCUUAAGGCCUUUUCUUCCCCUGUUUUCAUCUGGGGUUGCACUGUGGUACGUUACCACCUGGCUGUUUCUGCUGCACCCUUAAAAGUACAGCUUCUGUUCAGUGGUAAAGCCAUGACUACAGGUGGUGCAGGUGCUUAUUAUCUGUAUUUCAGCUGGGUUUCGGGGAGCUGGUGAUUCAGGGACACUUUGAUCAUUGCUAUCUGUACUGAAUUCUUAAAAAUAAGCAACAGCUGCUGGAGAAAAACAGCAGGUACUGCCUGCGACUCUUUACCAACUGCCCUCAACAUGCUUAUGAGGUAAAGUACGGGGGAAAAUGAUAGAGGACAGACAGCAUAGUGCCUCAGCUCUUGUCCAAUAUAUUAACCAAGCAGGAGAGGACAUGCGUGUGGCUGAGGCCUGAGCACUGCAGCUGUGGGUGCGCCUUGCAAGCAAUGCUCACAAACCCUUUGGAGACUUUGGGUUGUUUGUUUUUUUAUAAAAAUGCAAAAACAAAUGUUUUCUAGCUCAUUUCAGCUAAAAGGUCAAUAGAAUAGGUCUUAGUUUCUUUCCUAAGCUUUUGCAAAGGAUGGUGCUGGGUUUCAAGAAGAUACCCUCCGUAUGGCAGGAUGUCUCUAAUCUUUGUUCAGUGUCAGCCAUGAAGGAUGUAGGACCCAGGUGCUCUGGCUGUUGACCAGCAGGGUCUGAUCCAGUUGGACCCUGGGUAUCUGCAAACUCCCGUGUGGCAGCAACAGCUCCUGUGCUCCUACCGAAGGCCAUGAAAAACACCGGAGAAGUCUGUGGAGGUCUUAUAUGCUGCUUCACCUGGCUGCUGUGCCCUGUUGUCAUCAGUGCCCUUUAGGACUGCUUGCACGUCCCCCAUCCUAGCAUUCAGUGUUCUCUGCACGCAGCUUUCCCUGAGGAGCUGCGCAGCGCCAUACAUGUGUUAAUGGUGGUGUCUCAUUCCCAGUGUCAGCUACUGCAGAGAGCCAUGGCUCGGAGAGCAGCCGAUGCCGGGGGUGCGUGGGACGCUCCUGCUACGGCUCUGGGUCUCCCUGCUGGUCUCCUGCACGUCAGCAUGCACGUGUACAGCCGGCGGGGCUCCCAGCUCGUGCUUUUCCAGCCGCUGUGUUAAUGUCUGUCCUCAAGCAUCAUUAAAACGAGCAAAUCUC